Molecule: messenger RNA, 1134 nt
Organism: Lucilia cuprina (Australian sheep blowfly)
Lineage: Eukaryota; Metazoa; Arthropoda; Insecta; Diptera; Calliphoridae
Exons: 4
Coding region: 112-1134 (340 amino acids)
Biological process (GO): transcription by RNA polymerase III
Cellular component (GO): transcription factor TFIIIC complex
Molecular function (GO): protein binding
Source: RefSeq, a predicted model, not a curated record
ACUUGCUAAUUAACUCAUGUCUAUAUUUCCAGCUUAAAACUUAACUAUUCUAAAGAAUCCCUCUACAACGAAUUUACAACACAGUAUUCAGUUCUUAAUCAAAAAGACUUUAUGAAAUAUUUACCAAAGCAAACAGUUUCAAUGAAAUUCAAUUUCAAGGCUAAAGCAGCCAUAACUCCCGUAAUUGGUGAGCCACAAACCAAUAUCGAAUGGUCUGAAUUAAGAAGAUAUGAAAGCAUUCAUAAUAAAUAUGACACUUAUUACUUUUUGGGAGCACCAGUAAAACUAUGCUCCUGGCUGCCUUUACCCGCCCACGUCAAUGAACAAUAUCUAGCGGUAGUCUAUCGUCAAGAUAUGUUUAAAUUUGUUAAAUUUACUCAACCUACACAACAUCAUACCGUGAUUUUGAUAAUGAAAGUAACGCAAAAGAAUCAAAAACCCCAAUUAGAUAUACAUUAUGGUUUUGUAGUGCCCGAUGGUCCGGUUCAUCAUGUAUCAUUUUUACCCAGUGGAGGUUAUGAUGAAUCAUCCAAUCGUUUAGGAUUAGUAGCAGUGGCCACAGUUUCCUCAGCUGUAAAAAUCUAUAGUUUGCCUCUUAAUAUUGAGGGUAAAGUAAUAUCCUCUGAAACUAAUAAUUACAAUGAAGAUAUUACUUUGAUUGAGGUAAAACCAAGUUUUCUUUUAAAUUUGGAUUUGUUGCAUAAACAACAGCAUGUGCUAUUAGAUACACAAUGUCUACAGAUAUGCUGGUCAGAGUUUAACGGUCAUCAACACAUUUUUGCUAGUUUCGCCAAUGGCUUUAUUGGUAUCUGGGAUAUAACCAAUGAUCUUCAGGAGAAUUUAAAUCGUUUUGUAGAGAAUGAUAUUAUUAAUUAUGCUCCACUUAACUAUUUUUAUGUGGGUGAAAAGAGUGUAAAGUGUUUUGCUUUACAUUAUGACACCUCUGGACCUAGAUGGUUGGCUGUUUCUGGUGCCUAUCGCAAAUUUCUUAUUUUUGACAUAAAAUGUUUUAUGCAACCGAUGAUUAUGAGAGAAGAGGUUAAUAAAAAUAUUUUACUGUCGAUGGAUUGGUGUCCCUUGUGGGAGACACUAUUAUAUAGUUAUGGUGAUGACAUUCCUAAUAGUAAGUAUUAA